GAACAAAGGGUGCAACAAUCUGACUGCUCCGCGUAAGCUACAGGGCGAACUGCCCGCCAACAGCCCACAGGGCCGGCGUGGGAUUCUCAAUCCGGAAGACCCUCUAGGAGGAUACGUCUGCCGAAGCUGUGCCCGAUGGCGCAGGAGGCAUGGCUCACUGCCUGACGAGGCCAAAUGUAAAAAAAAAUUGAUUACACCAGGCUCUGUAUGAGGUUGCGGCCAGAUGACAAAGAUCCGCAAUGCGCCGACUGUAAGUCCAGGCGCUCAGAUCAAGAGUCUAAGAAUAGGAAAUCCCUCAACCGCUUUCGUUACACACCAGAUGAAGGCUUCGAAGGCUUUUACUGUGACGCCUGCUGGCCGUAUUUCAAGAAGCACGGCCGACAUAGGCCACGUACGUCUCGUGGAGAGCUCCGAACAAUGAACCAUCAGGCGGGCGAUCCUUGCGGACACUGCCGAGCACCAUAUGUGAAGAAGACCGGCGGUUCACACUCAUUCCAUCGCGAGCUCCAGAAAACGCUCUGCAACCGGUGCGGCGUGAUCUUCAGCAAGCACGAAAAACUUCCUACUGUGAAGGUUCUUGCUGAACGGGAUUUGAGGGAGGCUCGGAGUAAGAACGAGCAGAUAGUCUGCUCGAAAUGUUCGGCAGUUGAGAAGGAGAACCCCUCCAAGUACCUAAAGCACGGAACUGAUAAGGAUGGCAACAUCCUCUGCCGGAAAUGCAUUGUUCAGACUCUCGCGGACACCGCUUUCUCAGCGAGAUCAAACCCGCGAAGUCAACCAAGGCCCCGUCUGCAUACGGCUACAACUGAGAAAUUAGCGCCUCUAAUGCUAAGGUAUUCAGCAAUGACAAGCAGAAUGUACACAUGAAGCUACGUCAUCAUGUCAGAAUAAGAGUUACCAACGCAGCAGAGUACAAGCGGUCCAAAGACCGCGUAUUAGGCCGAUUUUACACUGAGCGUGGCCGCAUUUUUGGUGCAACCUCAUACCUCGCCCUGUUGAGUCACCAUGUUAUCGCGUUUGAGGAGUUCCAGGCUGCUGUGUUUGAACCUCGCACUUGAAGAACGUCGAGAAGCUAUUGCACCAGCCUCAGAGACGCC
Molecule: messenger RNA, 1097 nt
Organism: Boeremia exigua
Lineage: Eukaryota; Fungi; Ascomycota; Dothideomycetes; Pleosporales; Didymellaceae
Exons: 1
Coding region: 208-867 (219 amino acids)
Source: RefSeq, a predicted model, not a curated record